Molecule: messenger RNA, 1713 nt
Organism: Aspergillus affinis
Lineage: Eukaryota; Fungi; Ascomycota; Eurotiomycetes; Eurotiales; Aspergillaceae
Exons: 2
Coding region: 1-1713 (570 amino acids)
Biological process (GO): prenylated protein catabolic process
Molecular function (GO): prenylcysteine oxidase activity
Source: RefSeq, a predicted model, not a curated record
AUGCGAGGAAAGCAGCGCUCUUUUUAUCUUGUUGGCAUUCUCUGCAUCAUCUUCCUUGCUACGCAACCGGCACUUUGCAGCACAAACUCAAAGUCGAAUAAUUUGGAGUGUGAUUCGAAUCUUCAUGAAAAAUGUGCUCUAGGCAACCCACUACUAGAAUCAUUUGCUGGACAAGAGAAAGAGAGAAAUCCACCCGCAAAAGUGGCCAUCAUCGGCGGAGGUAUCGCCGGGCUAUCGACUGCAUAUUUCCUGCAGAAUGACAAGAGACUAGGGAAUUCCACCCAAAUCACAAUAUUUGAACGAGAGGCUCGAAUAGGCGGGCGGAUACGUACUACUAAGGUAUACGGGACUGGCUCAGAGGUUGACACCGGUGGACACACCUUCGACAGGGAUGACAAUUUGAUAAACGAGCUUGCUCAUGCGAUAAGUAUUGAUACCGUUAAGGAGAAAAUCAUUUAUGUUUAUGACGAGUAUAGACUCCGAAGGGCAAACCUUGGCGCGUUAGACCGGGCCAGUCUCUGGGACGGCGAAAAGCUCACGAUCAAUGUGGCGGAGGAGCCACCUCUCAACUGGCCUUCCUUGAAACAAAUUUUGAGACAGGAUGGCCUAAAGCCUCGCUUCUGGAUGAACCUCCGCCGGACACUUUGGCAAGCAGCUACCGACGAGAACUUACGAGACUCCCUCGAGUGGUACGGGUAUGACGACCCCAAGACACGCCUUGAAAUGAUCGUGUGGGCAGCUGCAUGGGCACGACCAAUACCACGUGAAGCAGAUCUAAAGCACUUCGCAGAUACACAUAGUAUCAGCUUGAAACCACAAAGCUCCGCCAGGGAUGGAAAUAUGGAUCUUCUAUCGCAGCUAGCUAAUCAUCUUGGCCGUGAUGAUUCCUUUUCGCUGAAGCUGGGAUCUACCGUGACGCGGAUUGAGAGGCAUCAAGAUUUCAAUGUCUAUUGGACUCAGGAUUCCGAUUCGGGGUUGGAGGAUACAUACUCUGAGAGAUUUGACUAUGUGAUCAUUGCGGCUCCUUUCUCCCAGAGCCCUAUUAACAUACAUCCUGCUCCAUCCGCUGUUCCCCAAGAAGUCAAAUACCAGCCUCUACACGUCACGCACUUCAUUUCCCGAACUGCGUUGGAUCGUCAAACUUUUAAUCUUCCGCCUAAAACCAAAGUUCCUUUGAUGAUCUGGAACACAGGGCAAUCGACCGGAGAUCAUAAGUCUCCCGCGCCUCCUUUUAUUUCGAUUGUCCAAGGGUCUAGUGAUACGUGUUCAGGCUGCGUAUGUAGCUCAGAACCCAUGUAUAGAGUCAUUUCCAAAGAGAACUUCUCAGACUCUGACAUUGCUACUUUAUUAAGGAAGAAUGGCAAGCCUCGAAAAGAAGUUACAUUUUCGGAUCAGAGUUGUGGGAAGCUAAACCAGGAUGAGGGGUACACGAUUGGUGAUGAACCACCAAAAAGGGAGGGCAAGGACGAGAAGGUGCGUUUGCCAGGCUGUGUGAACAACCCAGAUAUUAGGUGGAUCCAUCGAGAGUUUUGGUCCAACGGUAUGCCUCUUAUUCAGGGUGAACGAGUUGAGCCGAUGGAGUUGGCACCAAAUUUGUUCUACGUUUCUGGAUUCGAGGGUCGGGAGGGCGCCUCCAUAUCGAAAAGUGUUCGGAAUGCGAGGAAAGCGAGUGACUUGUUGACUGAACAAUUCUCCCGGCGGCUUCUCAUAUAA